Molecule: messenger RNA, 1997 nt
Organism: Homo sapiens (human)
Lineage: Eukaryota; Metazoa; Chordata; Mammalia; Primates; Hominidae
Gene: LHFPL1
Product: LHFPL tetraspan subfamily member 1
Exons: 4
Coding region: 494-1225 (243 amino acids)
Cellular component (GO): membrane
Source: RefSeq, a predicted model, not a curated record
AAAGGGCAGCUAGUAUUCCCAUCCUUGUCUAACAAGCUGUAAGGAGAAGUUGUUUCUGAGAUCUGAGCCUGAAGAGAGGGAACAAGUCAGUCAGCCUUCGUGGUCAGAAGAUAUUGCCUCCUUCCAAGCUACCAGGCCAGGAAGUCCAUUCAGCUGGAAGCCGGGACAGCAACCUUGUUUUCAUUUAGGCUCCUUUCCUGCCACUUGUUCCACGAUGUAUGUCAAGAGUUAAAAGCUGUCUGAUCCGGCUGUAUUUGAAUUGGCAGAGCAGACCCUAAUUCAGUUAUCUGGUUCCUCCAUUGCAGCCUAAAGACCAUAGAACUCUAAAUCAGGCAGAAGGAAGGGAAGGUGGGAAAAGUACUGAAAAGCAAAAUCCCACAGGGAUCCAAAUGGUCCUCGAGAGAAUAAUCUUAUCCAGAAGCAAUGACCAAGUGGCACAUAAUUGAGCCCCAGGACUGGCCAACCAGAUGAAAAAUAGGCCAGUGGAGCCUACAUGGUAACUUACUGCAUUUGGUGCUGUGAUCCAACUCAUCUCCCCAUCCCUGCAGAGAAACCUGUGACCAUGAGGAGCAGCCUGACCAUGGUGGGAACCCUCUGGGCCUUCCUGUCCCUUGUUACUGCUGUGACCAGUUCUACCAGUUACUUCCUACCUUACUGGCUCUUUGGAUCCCAGAUGGGGAAGCCAGUGUCAUUCAGCACAUUCCGGAGGUGCAACUACCCUGUGCGGGGAGAGGGACACAGUCUGAUCAUGGUGGAAGAAUGUGGGCGCUAUGCCAGCUUCAAUGCCAUCCCAAGCCUGGCCUGGCAGAUGUGCACAGUGGUGACAGGUGCCGGCUGUGCUCUGCUGCUCCUGGUGGCACUAGCUGCUGUCCUGGGUUGCUGCAUGGAGGAGCUCAUCUCCAGAAUGAUGGGACGUUGCAUGGGAGCAGCGCAGUUUGUUGGAGGGCUGCUGAUAAGCUCAGGCUGUGCCUUAUACCCUUUAGGAUGGAAUAGCCCGGAGAUAAUGCAAACAUGUGGGAAUGUCUCCAAUCAAUUUCAGUUAGGUACCUGUCGGCUUGGCUGGGCCUAUUACUGUGCUGGAGGUGGAGCAGCUGCAGCCAUGUUGAUCUGCACCUGGCUCUCUUGCUUUGCUGGAAGAAACCCCAAGCCUGUCAUAUUGGUGGAGAGCAUCAUGAGGAAUACCAAUUCUUAUGCUAUGGAGCUUGACCAUUGCCUCAAACCUUGAGCUUUGAAAGAAGAUUGGAGAGGGUGGGAAAGGGGAGGAGGGAGCCCUGAAAAGAGGUACUAAGGAUUAGGCCAUUUGUCAUCUGACUGUCAUUAGCAUAGCCUAGUGUUUGCAUGCUUUUUAAACUAAUUGUCGUUCAUUUUCACUUAUCUUUAAGCCAGUAGGUCACUGGCUGUUUAUAAAAUUCAUCAGAGGAAACAUUCUCAGACAUUUACCCAACUGGCAAGUCGUGCUAACCCGAAGACCCAAAGUACCCCUUUAUGCAAAAUAGGAUCCAAAGCUAAGGCUGGGUAAGAAUAGUUGUGCAGGGAGGGAGCACGAGAUGGGCAGAGCUGGUUCCUACCACUCCAUUCACACAGUUCAUCAGUUCAUUCCCAAGUAUUUAUUGUCACCCCCAAACAUCUCUGGAGUACUACUGCUCAAUUUUUGUGUCGUUAUCAGGAGUAUACCUUGGCUCUUCCUUUUUUUCUCCUGCUUCCCCCCGCACCUUGUGGGGAAGCUUCAGGGGAGCGGGGGAGGGUGAUUCCCAGUGGUGGGGAAAACAUUAAUCAAGGAUACUUGCAUUUAGCCUGGAGCCCCUUCCUCAUUAUGCUUUAGAAUAUUCAUAGGAGUUCCAUUUGUAUUCUGGCUGGGUGAUGAGCAAAAAAAAUAUAUAGUAGCAAAUAUUCUCUCAUCCUUUAGAGAUAAAGAAAUGGUGUUCAUCAAAUGUACUGAGAAUAGACUAGCAUUUGUGGGGCACUCAAUAAAUUUAAAUUCAUGGUGACAGUGACAA